UAAAUUGGUCCAGUUUUGGUAAAGAAGUGUCGGCAGCUGCUCGUUGAUUUUCUUGCCCAUCUCCAUUCCUGCUUCUAUCUUCCUUUAAAUUUACGAGCUUCCCCUAACAUCCUGCAAGCUAAUUAAGCUAUUCUCCUUCUUCAGCAAGCUCAACAUGGCGAUGAUCUUAGAAGCUUCUAUGAAAAAAUUAUCUGGAUCGCUCGGUGAUUCUGCCCUUGGAGAGGUGAUCAUGCUGCUAGGUGUGAAGGACGAGCUCCAAAAGCUACGUGAACUGAUGGAGAACAUCCGAUGCCUACUGAAAGAUGCAGAAAAGAAAAGGUUUGAUAAGUCAUCAACCACCGAGCUCUGGCUUUCUAAGCUUAAAGAUGUGAUGUACGAUGCUGAUGAUAUCAUUGACCGUUGUAGAAUUGAGGGCACUCUGCUGCUCUCUGAUCAAAAUUUUGAAUCUAGAACUUCGUCGGUAUGUUGCGACUUCUUAUCUGCCUUCUCCUCCUGUUUCACUAGCGUUCUUUUGCGCCAUGAGAUUGGAAACAAAAUGAAGGAUAUUAAUGAAAGACUCGAGCAUAUAUAUGAAGAUAGAAAUCAUUAUAAACUAGAGAAAUCCACUAUAUCCGAAACCCCACAAUUUACUCGACCUGAUCAUAAUACUUCUCCCUUGGUUGAUUCUUAUGUUGUGGGAAGAGAGGUCGAAGAUGUAGCAAAUAGUUUGGUUGAUCGUUUGGUUGGGGAGCAGGUUGAUGAAAAAUGCUCUGUUUUUGCUCUUACCGGCAUGGGCGGGAUAGGGAAGACAACUAUGGCUAAAAAAAUUUUUAACCAUCCAAAAAUUCAAACCUAUUUCAAUGAAAAGGUGUGGGUUUGUGUUUCGGAGACUUAUGUAGAAACUGAGUUAUUAAAGCAAGUAAUAAGAGGGGUAAAUGGGCGCCGGCACUAUGAAAAUGCUAAUUCUAAAGCAGAGUUAGAACCCAUUCUCAGAAAUUCUAUUGCUUCAGCUCAUAGCCUUUUUCUUGUUUUAGACGAUGUGUGGAGGGGGAAUGUGUGGGAUGAAUUGCUUAGAGUCCCGUUGCAGCAAUCUAACGUGAAUGUCAAAAUCUUAGUCACAACUAGAUAUGAAAAUGUUGCGAAGGAGAUGAAGGCAGUGAUUCAUCAUGUGAAUUGUCUUUCUGAAGAGAGCAGUUGGGAUAUGCUUCGUAGGCAGCUUUUCUCAAAGCAAGAAGAAGAGCUAGCGAAUGACUUGAAGGAUCUAGGAUUAAAGAUUGUAAGCAAAUGUGAAGGACUUCCUCUUGCAAUCAAAGUAAUUGCUGGAGUUCUUGUCACAAAAGAGUGCACUAGGAAGGAGUGGCAAAAUUUUCUUAGAAAUUAUGCGUGGUCUAGUAGCGAGCUUUCUGAUGAGCAGAUAAGAGGAGCCCUGCGCCUUAGUUUUGAAGAUUUACCUUCACAUCUCAAGCAAUGUUUUUUAUAUUUCUCUUUAUAUCCUGAGGAUGCAAAGUUAGAUAUGCAGGAGUUUGCCCUGCUUUGGGUGGCCGAAGGAUUCAUAACAGAGCAACAAGAUACAUUAAUGGAAGAUUUAGCAAAACAAUUGUUCAAUGAGUUACUCAAUCGAAAUCUUUUGCUUCUAGGUGAUGGUACUGGUCUUGUGUGCCAAAUGCAUGAUCUUAUCAGAUAUCUAGCCAUUUUUUAUUCAAAAGAAGAAACUUCCUUUGGAAAUUUGAAUGUGAGGAACUCCAGCAAAUCAGCCAAGCUUCGUCGCCUAUCAGUUGCAAAUCAAGAAGCAGCAGUCGAAACACUCGAUUCUAUUGCAGAUCAGGGAGCCCUGAGAACCUUGCUUGCUUCACGUUCUAAUCUAUUAUUGGAUGAUGAAAGAUUGAGGCGGCUCUCACAUCUUCGUGUCUUGGACAUUUCCGAUACAAAAAUUCAAGUACUUUCUGACUCCAUAGGAAACCUAAUGCAUUUGAGGUAUCUUAAUUUGAAAUAUACACAAAUAAGGGCAAUACCAAAAUCCAUAGGGCAAUUAACAAACUUACAAUUCUUGGACUUAAGUUUUUGCAUAUAUUUGACAGAAAUUCCUAGUGAAGUUACUCUGUUACACAAUCUUAGGCGCCUUGAUAUUAAUGAAACACCUCUUAGUUUCAUUCCAAAAGGAAUAGAUAAACUGCAACAACUUAAUUAUCUAAGUGGUUUUGUGGUGUCCAACAAUGACUCUAGCAGCAGCAAAUUGGAAGAGUUGAAUUCUCUGAAACAUAUAAGAACGCUCAACAUUGGCGAGUUGAAGAGACCUCAAAGUGAAACAAUAGUUCUUAAGGAACUACCUUACCUUUGUACUUUGAAGUUGAAGUUCUCUGCGGACAACUUAAGUCCCAAUGAGGAACAAGAGCUGGAAGUUGAGAAGCUGUUCAACAAGAUAAUACCUUCACAAAGUCUGGAAGAUUUCACAAUAUCAGGCUACUUCGGUCUCCGUUUCCCAAGUUGGAUGUUCACAUCUUUCGAAAUUUUCCUUCCAAAUUUGACUAAAUUGGUGUUCGUGGGCAUAACAUCAUGCACUUUGCUCCCGGCAUUAGGUCAAUUGCCUAAACUUAGAGAGCUUGUUAUUAAGGGUGCGUCUAAAGUGGAGAAAAUUGGACCAGAAUUUUUUGUUAGUUACGACAAAGCAACCAAGAUUGCUUUCCCCAAUCUUGAACAACUUGUAAUCGUGGAUUUUCCUAACUUGAAAGAAUGGUCUUUUGGUGCUCAAGUUGAGCAAAAUGCAAGGCUUCCAUGUUUACAAAAACUAACAAUCGGGCAGUGCGAGUUACUGAAACAGCUACCAGAAGAUCUAAAGUACUCUCCUAUAAAGUUUCUUAAAAUAUUUGAAACUCGUAGCCUGAAAUCAGUUGGCAAUCUCCCAGCUCAAAUUGAGGAACUAGAAUUACGUCAAUGUGGAAAUUUAGAAAAGAUCUUUUGUCCCCCUACGUUAAAGGCACUUUUUGUUUUAGAGUGCAACGCUUUGGCUUACGUGGAGAAGCUUGAUUCAUUGAAAAAGUUAGGUUUCACUAAUAUAUACAGUGACGGCGGUCUUCCAGAGUGGCUAUUGAAGCUUCUGCGACAACGGAGGUUGCAAAAUGAUUCUAAUGAUAGCUUCGAGCUUUGGUUGACAUGCACUAAGGAGGUUUUUCCAGAAUGCUUAAAAGGAGGUUCUUAUUGGGACCUAAUUCAACACAUUCCACAAGUAUCAUGUUGGGGCUUUGAUUAUGCUUAUUAUCUUCGAUAUAGUAAACAACCCUAUGUUUACGAAACAAAUUUCUAUGAUAAUUUUUUUUGA
Dendrobium catenatum is the source of this 3295-nucleotide messenger RNA. RefSeq names its product putative disease resistance protein RGA4. The record is from RefSeq and is a predicted model, not a curated record. Gene Ontology annotation, biological process: defense response to other organism. The coding region runs from base 155 to 3295 and encodes 1046 amino acids. Gene Ontology annotation, molecular function: ADP binding; protein binding. Lineage: Eukaryota; Viridiplantae; Streptophyta; Magnoliopsida; Asparagales; Orchidaceae. The transcript has a single exon.